CGGCAGAGACAUCAGUGGAGACAUGGCUGUGCAGAGCUGGACUCAGAGUUUACAGGCAUCGAGGAAAACAGCUCUGAUCCACGACGGAAAAAGGAAGAUCCACUUCCUCUUCGGCGAUGGAAAAGAAAUGGCUGAAGAGUAUGACUUGAAAACAGAUGAGCUCAUUGUACGAAAGUGGCGUAAUGAAAGCACUCUUGGAGCUCAGGGCCCAUGGCAGGUGGAGGUUGGGGAGCAAUCUGCAAGCCCUGUUGCAUCUUCGGACCAUGGGAUCAAGGAGAACAACUCCAAUCCUGUGUUCAUGCGUACGGACACAAAGAGCAGCUUUCAGUGGAGAAUCCGUAACCUUCCCUAUCCUAAAGAUGUCUUCAGUGUUUUUGUGGAGCCAUCGGAGAAAUGCAUCAUCAUAAAGACCUCAAACAAAAAGUAUUAUAAGAAGUUCAGUGUUCCUGACAUGGAGCGCAGUGAGCUGCCAUUCGAAUGCUCUGCCCUCAGCUUCACUCACGCCAACAACACUUUGAUUGUCAGCUACAAGAAACCCAAAGAGAUCUUAACCCUUGAGCAGGAGCUACUGAAGGAGCUGAAGAAACUGAAGGGAACUGGAGAUGGGAACGUCGACUGCAAAACUCAGUGAAUUGUGACGGUGGGAGCGAGAGAAAAGUUCUGCAUUGCAUUUAAAGCAGAAACACACAGCGUCAUUUUUCCAGUCACAUGUGAGCCUUACUUUGACUUACUAUAGUGAGAAUCCCUUCUCUCAGAAUCCCUUCUCUCAGUGCCUUAUUCACAGGUUAGUUUCUCUUAUUAUGUUUCUCAAAUGUGGCCCAUUUAAUUGUGGUCAAUGUGUUUCUCAGCCUCACAGGCAGAUUUAUUAACUUUGCCAUUUGACCAUGAGGGGUUUUUCUCCAAAUAAUUUCUGUCACAGAAAAAUAACUGCAGAAAACAUUUGUGUAUUUGGAAUUUUAAAAUAUUGCAACAACAUGUAUUUUGGUACUCCUUGUCACCAAAGCUACUGGGGAGACAUUUAGACGGCAGGGUCACAUAACCCACAACCUUCCUUUUCGUUGAUGUCCUUGUAAAACACUCAGAACACACAAUGCCUCAUCCCUGUUCGUUCCGGGGUCACUGUUACGAGCACAACCCAUUUGUGUUAACUGAAUAUCCUUAUGUUCCUUGCAUGUAGUGGGCCACCCUGAAAGCCAUUACUGAAACUAGUGUUACCAUUUCCCAUUAGAGCAGAGGGUCACUCCGACGCAGUGGUCUGCAGCUAAAACUCCUAGGACACAGGUUAGAAAUGAGGGCAACUGUUCCAGAGUUCUUUUACAAAAGGGCCUAAUGUUGACGAAUAUAAAGUCAGCAGCUCUCAUGUUUCUCAAAUGAAAUUCUGAGUGAAUAACCGAUCAUGUACAGAAAUAAAUGAUUGUAUAGAGCGUGCUUCACUGCGAUGUUUGAUAAGUUCAUUUUAAGAACUACUGUCCGAAAUACUUAGACAGUGGAUAAAAAAGGAGACAAUGGUAUUUAAAUAUAGAUCGUUUCAACCGUGUGAUUCCUUGCAUAUUUUACCACUUGUCCAAACCCAGAGAGCAAGUGCAAGAAGCAGAGACAAAACCACAGGUCUCUCUCACCAUUGUGCUUUGUCUUAUUCCAGAUGGAAAGAACAGGAACACAAGAAAGCAUUGCAUACGCUGCCUGUCCUGUUGUUUUGCAAAUUCUUGAGAGAGACUUGAAGGAACUGAAAUGAAGAAAGCCACUGACACAUACUUGUCAAGGAAGUGUUUUUCUACCUGUUUUUACCA
Molecule: messenger RNA, 1790 nt
Organism: Limanda limanda (common dab)
Lineage: Eukaryota; Metazoa; Chordata; Actinopteri; Pleuronectiformes; Pleuronectidae
Gene: dpcd
Product: deleted in primary ciliary dyskinesia homolog (mouse)
Exons: 6
Coding region: 23-631 (202 amino acids)
Source: RefSeq, a predicted model, not a curated record